UUUUUGGUCCUGGUAUAAAUGCGCAAUGUUUGUUAUUUAUCAAAAUUUUGUUAUUUAUUAGCAUUUAUUGGUCUUAAUGCUUGAAAAAUAAAAAAUAAUUAUUUGGUAUUAAGAACUUUACUUAAAAGUUUAGACUGAAGUGGUAUUAAACUUUACAGAAUCCUCUUUAGUUAAGAAGCAUGGGAUCAACAGGAAAUACUCACGAGAUCAAACAUUCCAUACCUACAGAUAUUCUUGACGAUUUAUGCAGCCGUUUCAUAAUCAACUUGCCUCCGGAGGACAGAGGCAAUCUAGUCCGGAUAUGUUUUCAAAUAGAACUGGCACAUUGGUUCUAUUUAGACUAUUAUUGUACUGAUGAAACAAAACGUCUCAAUCCAUGCGGUAUAAGGGAGUUUGCUGCACACAUUUUUCAGCAUGUGCCACAACUGCGAGAGCAUAUCAGCAGUUUGGAUGCAGUUCUGGACAACUGGCGGGAGUACAAGCAGACUGUGCCGACUUACGGUGCCAUCCUGCUGGAUACGGAAUUAACUCAUGUCCUGUUAGUGCAGUCAUAUUGGACUAAAGCCUCCUGGGGCUUCCCCAAAGGCAAAGUCAAUGAGGAUGAGGAACCUUGGAAGUGUGCCGCAAGGGAGGUGCUUGAAGAAACGGGAUUUGAUAUAAGUAAAUUAAUUAACAAGAAUGAUUACAUAGAAGCUAUGAUACAUGAUCAAAUAGUCCGCCUAUACAUAAUAGGUUAUAUACCAAGAGAUACAAAGUUCCAGCCUCGUACUAGGAAUGAAAUUAAGGCUUGUGAGUGGUUCCCGUUAGCAGAUCUACCAUCAAAUAGGAAAGAUAUGACGCCUAAAGUGAAAAUUGGUGUCGGACCCAAUGCCUUCUUCAUGGUAGUCCCUUUUGUGAAACGUAUGAGACGAUGGGUAGCAGAAAGAAGUACCAGAGUAUAUAAUAGUACUAGAAGAAUGAGACACAAGUCUAUGGGCGAAUUAGAAUCAGUAACGAACAAAAAUAAAAAGAUCUCAUCCGGUUUACAAAAUGAGAUCCAGGAAUAUCAGAAUGAACAUAAAUUUAAGAAUAACGGCCACAGUAAUCAUGGUAACCAAGGGAACAGCGCACAAAGAAAUGUUCAAGAGAAUGUGGGCAAUGCAAGUACCAGCAAACAUAAUGCAAGUAAUAAUUAUAGAAAAGAAAAGAAACAAGCUAAAAGGCAAUUGUUUACGCCUCAGAAUACUCAAGCGAACUUUUCACCAGUACAAAAAGACAAUUCUAAUGAUACUGAAGAUAAUUCGUUGUUGAACUUUGUGGCGCCAUCUUGGGCAAACUUCAAGUUUGACAGGCGCGCCAUAUUGGAUUGUCUGACUUGAAUGGAUUCUUUUUUCUUGGAUCUCUGACUGAUGUAGCAAUCUUAUGUGAUAGAAACUCGUUGGCUUUACUUUUUACACAAAAAAAAUCUUUAAAUACUUAAACUUUUAUUUACUUUAUGGA
Messenger RNA from Papilio xuthus (Asian swallowtail), 1479 nucleotides. RefSeq names its product decapping mRNA 2 (gene DCP2). The coding region runs from base 180 to 1358 and encodes 392 amino acids. The record is from RefSeq and is a predicted model, not a curated record. The transcript has 4 exons. Gene Ontology annotation, cellular component: P-body; cytoplasm. Gene Ontology annotation, biological process: deadenylation-dependent decapping of nuclear-transcribed mRNA; nuclear-transcribed mRNA catabolic process, nonsense-mediated decay. Lineage: Eukaryota; Metazoa; Arthropoda; Insecta; Lepidoptera; Papilionidae. Gene Ontology annotation, molecular function: 5'-(N(7)-methylguanosine 5'-triphospho)-[mRNA] hydrolase activity; RNA binding; manganese ion binding.